Penicillium cosmopolitanum is the source of this 597-nucleotide messenger RNA. RefSeq lists its product as uncharacterized. Bases 1 to 597 code for a protein of 198 amino acids. The transcript has a single exon. NCBI's taxonomy places the organism in Eukaryota, Fungi, Ascomycota, Eurotiomycetes, Eurotiales, Aspergillaceae. The record is from RefSeq and is a predicted model, not a curated record.
AUGACAGAUGAAGAAAUAGGUGCACGAGAAACAAAUAACCAAGAGGAGCUUCGGAAGUGGCCCCGCACCCUGCAAAACGAAGAGAUGUAUGACGAUAUGCACUGCAAUAACUGCUUCGUACAAGCUCAUGGCCGACAGGAGCUCGGAAAGCUCUAUAUCCCUUUUCUCGAGCAGCGUAUUGGGCGCCAGAAGGUGCAGCUGGUACAGGGCAUAGAUGAGAAAAUGGACAACCUCUCGAGAAACUCGUUCGAAUGUCCCAACAAAUGGACACAUGAGAUAUAUAACAUAACAGAUGGAUAUUCUGAGAUAUGGAGAGCCAGUGAAACCAGCGAUGAGUUUUACUCGAUGGGGGUCUUAUCUUGUUACAAGGCCUUGAUCAAUUUUUUGAGCCGGACGAAGAAUGCGGGGAAGAACAACAAUUGUCGCAAUUGGCACGGGAUGGAGGGUCAGAUGGACGGUAUGCGAAAGGAUUAUGAUCAUAGGCUGGUCCAGUUGGAAUGGAUCAAAGACAUUAUUCUUCAAGUCAAAGAGCCGGGGAAUGUCGAGAAGACGGCCGAGUGGGCUCUAGGUGAUACUACGAGACUUCUAUAUUUCUAG